Calypte anna (Anna's hummingbird) is the source of this 1107-nucleotide messenger RNA. It is a transcript of the gene AIP, whose product is annotated as aryl hydrocarbon receptor interacting protein. The coding region runs from base 35 to 1027 and encodes 330 amino acids. The record is from RefSeq and is a predicted model, not a curated record. Lineage: Eukaryota; Metazoa; Chordata; Aves; Apodiformes; Trochilidae. The transcript is spliced from 6 exons. Gene Ontology annotation, molecular function: peptidyl-prolyl cis-trans isomerase activity; protein binding.
AGAGCCGAAGCGGAGGAGGCGGGCGGCGGGGACGAUGGCGGAGCAGGUCGAACAGCUGCGGGCGGACGACGUGUACAAGGAGGUGGUGCGGGAGGGCACCGGGCCGCUGCCCGACUUCCGCGACGGCACCAAGACCACUUUCCACUACCGGACGCUGCGCUGCGGGGAUGAGGAGACACCGCUGGACGACAGCCGGGAGCGGGGGAAGCCCAUGGAGCUGAUCGCGGGCAAGAAAUUCAAGUUGCCGGUGUGGGAAGCGGUGCUGAGGACCAUGAGGCCCGGGGAACGGGCGCGGUUCCGCUGCGACACCAAGCACGUGGUGCUGUACCCGCUGGUGGCCAAGAGCCUGCGGAACAUCGCUGCGGGGAAGGACCCCCUGGAGGGGCAGCGGCACUGCUGCAGCAUGGCCCAGCUCCACGAGCACUACUCCCUGGGCUACCCCGACCUGGACGACCUCCAGAAGAACCCCCAGCCCCUCAUCUUCGACAUCGAAGUCCUUAAGGUGGAGGCUCCCGGUUCCUACCAGCAGGACCCAUGGGCCAUGACGGAUGAGGAGAAGCUGCAGGCUGUCCCUCUGAUCCACCAGGAGGGCAACAAGCUGUACAAGCAGGGCAAGGUGCAGGAGGCAGCUGCCAAGUACUACGAUGCCAUCGCCUGUCUCAAGAACCUGCAGAUGAAGGAGCAGCCCGGCUCUCCGGACUGGAUUGACCUGGACCAGAAGAUCACCCCCUUGCUGUUGAAUUACUGCCAGUGCAAGCUGCAGUGUGAGGAGUACUACGAGGUGCUGGACCACUGCUCCUCCAUCCUCAACAAGUACGAGGACAACGUCAAAGCCUACUUCAAGAGGGGGAAGGCCCACGCAGCUGUCUGGAACGUGGCUGAGGCCCAGGCUGACUUUGCCAAGGUGCUGAGCCUCGACCCCUCGCUGCGCCCCGUGGUCUCCAGGGAGCUGAGGAGCCUGGAAGCGAGGCUGAGGGAGAAGGAGGCCGAGGACAAGAUCCGCUUCAAGGGCAUCUUCUCCCAGUAGAGCCCCGCCAGGUUCUUGCUUUUCCUUUAGAUAUUCCACAUGUGGAAUGUUGAUGGAUGUUUAUUAAUGUUUAAUACAAA